AUGGAUGAGAACUCGUUGAUUUUCGGACUCGAGAGCGCAUCAAGAGAGCUCUGCCCUGUUGUUGGCGAUGCGGAUGUUGUCAGAUUUCUAGCUGUGACGCAAAAUCCUACUGGAGGAAACUCCAUUUCUUUACUCACGUUCGACGAAGACGACAAUCAAGUAACGCGCUUUCAAUUCAUGACAAAAGCGGAGCACUGGAGAGUAUCUUCCUGCCCUCAAGAUGUUGCUAAGUUUGCCACAGUCUCGCAGGAGAUUUCAAAGUCUGAAGAUGGAAAGUACACAAGUGUGGCCAAAGCGAAUGUGUUCAUUCUAAACGAGGACAUUUCGAAUUUCAACGAACAAAGUCAGAAAGCCUUGGAUCCAGCCCUGCAAUUCAAAGUCGAUCAUUUGGCGAAUUUAACCUGGAAGCCGGAGGAAAGCUCGACUCAAGGACUCGCAAUGGUGUCUAACACUAGCCUCUUCGUUCUGGAAGACCUUGAGCAAGAAAAUCCGGAGCUCAUCGCGAAAACAAGAGGAAUGAAUGGCCCUGUCGCCUGGGAUCCGCACAAUCCAAGCUCAGUCGUUGCCGCUGCGGUCGGGCAUUCCGCGCGCGCCUACGACGUGCGUUCCAAGGCGCUUGCCUGGGAAGUCGGCCACCGCUUCAACGUGCGCGAUCUCGACUUCAACCCUAACAAGAGCUUCCAGCUGGCUUUGGGCAGAAGCGAGAGCCCAAAUUUGAAAUUUCAAACUCUGGCUUUGGGAGCGGACGAUGGUGGAGUCAAGUUCUACGACACCAGAAAAGCGGCGAACCCGGUCAAGACGAUACAGGGAGUUCAUACUCACUGGACUUGGCAGGUCAAAUUCAAUCCUGUUCACGAUCAAUUGUUCCUCACAUCUGGCGGUGACGGUUCUGUUUACCUUCAUUCGAUUACUUCUAUUUCUUCUGAACCAUUCGGUUCGAUGAUUGAAGAAGAGUCGACUAAAAAGAUAGACGAUGGAGUCAUUCUCAAAUUCGACGAACAUGAAGAUGCUGUUUAUUCCUGCCAAUGGUCGACCGCAAAUCCAUGGCUAUUCGCCUCGCUUUCGCACGAUGGAAGAAUGGUCAUAAAUCAAGUCCCGAAAUCAGUAAAAUACGAUAUUUUACUGUAA
Oikopleura dioica is the source of this 1128-nucleotide messenger RNA. NCBI's taxonomy places the organism in Eukaryota, Metazoa, Chordata, Appendicularia, Copelata, Oikopleuridae. The record is from the annotation of a GenBank genome assembly.